UUCACAUAGGUUGUCUCAAGUUCCCCAGUCACAGAAUGUUCAGUUGUGUUGUGAAGAACCCUGUUAAUGAGGACACAGCAAGAAAUCACUGAUGAGAGAAAAGCCAGCAGGGCCAGUGAGACUGGAGAUCAAAGGCCUUUAUAUUUGAUGGAGCACAUUGGUCUUCAGUUUUCGCCUUCAUCAAAUGUUUAGUACUUAUGAAGAACAAAGCCAGUGAUGCUACAAAGAACAUUUUGUCAUGAAAAAGAGGGAAAACCAAGAAGAGCAAUUUCUCAUAACCAGGAGAUUCCAUAUAUUCCAGCAAAUUUUGAUAUAACUUAAUUUCUGCAACCAGCACACAACAUUUGAAAAACUAAGGUGGAUUAUUUCAAGCUGAAUGAAAAUUAAUGAGAUGACCAAUUAAUGAAAUGAAAAUUAGUGAGAAUGAAAAGUAAUGAGAUGUCUGACAUUUAUUCCUAACACCAUUUGAGGAAGAAGACUCAUUCACUUCAAAAUUUAAAAAAAAACUGCUAGUUCCUUACUUUUUAUAAACAAAAUCAAAUGUCAUUGUUUUGAUUAUGAAUGUCAGUUAAUUAUUAAUUACUGAUUAAUAAUCUAGAUUAUUAGUUUUUAUUGUUUUUGUUUGUUCCUGUGAGUUUUGUACCAAAUCUAAAAGAAGAAAAAAUUAUGAAAAACAACUUAGGAAAUAUGAUGAAAAAAUGAAUUUAUUUCGUUAAUAAUUUUUGAUUCCAUCAAAUAUUCUAUGUCAGAAUUUUACAAUGCCAAAGAUAUGCUGGCCUUGUUGAAAGAGAAUGAAAUUGAGUGUCUUGAAGAAAUCCAUGCAGUGGCUGUUUCUUCCGAGGUCACUGUAGCACAUUAUCCUCACCCUUAUUCUGCUUCUGUAAAGCCUUCACUGUCUUCAACAGCUGGUGCUAUCUCCGAAAAGAAGCUUUGCGCCACUAAGUGUUUCAAGUGUCCAGACUGUAAGAAAUCCUUCUCACAACUUGGCAAUCUGAAGACCCAUCAAAAUAUUCACAGUCCAGUCAAACCAUUUCAGUGUAAAGUAUGUCAGAGAAGUUUUGCACAACAAAGUACCCUCCUACAGCAUAUGCGACUGCACACGGGUGAGAAACCCUACAAAUGCAAGCUAUGUAAUAAGGACUUUACUCAGUCUUCUCAUUUACAGCAGCACUUGCGUACUCAUACAGGAGAGCGGCCAUACAAAUGUUCGUUCUGUGAUAAGGAUUUUGCCCAACGCUCAACACUCAACCAACACACUUUGACACAUACUGGUAUCAAGCUAUUUAUUUGUCCACAUUGCAACAAAAGCUUUGCACAAGCAAGCCACUUGAAUCAGCAUGUACGUCGACACACUGGGGAAAAACCUUACAAAUGCUAUACAUGCUUGAAGGAAUUCACGCAAUCAAGUAACUUAGCCCAGCACAUGAGAACUCAUACAGGCGAAAAGCCAUAUCACUGCUCAUUGUGUAACCGUGAUUUUGCACAGUGUAGUCAUCUGAACCAGCAUAUGCGUAACAAACAUGACAGUAAGUUGUCUGCUGGUAUUGUUAAUAAUAACCAGUACAUUUUGAACAGAUAUCAACAAUUCCAAGAGAAUUCUAAGAGAGAUAACUCUUCAAAUUCUGUAGAUGGUUACCAACCAAAUUUCUAUCCAUUAUUUAAUCAAUUGACUUCAAGUCAUCAAACAGUAACAUCAUCGAGAGAAAUAGUUUCAACAACUCAUAAAAGUAAACAACCCAACUUGAAUUUUAUGUGUACCAGCACCAACUGUACUCUAACAGACAGUCUGUCCAUAAAGAAUAAUUAUCUCCAGGAAAAACCAACUGAGUUGUCAACUUCCCUUCCAAUUAGCCAGUCCAGUUAUUUUAAUCCCCAUAACAGAAAUCAGAUUACAUAUCCCUCAGAUGAAUAUGUGCCAAACUGUGAUCCUUCAUCCCAAACAUUACGUCAGUACUCAAGAAGUACCCACAAUAAAACUGGUGAUACAUCAGAAGGGAUUUUGCAUUUAAACUGGGACAGUAGGAACAACUUAAGUAAAUCAACAGAUGACUCUCAACAUUCUUUCCUGGAUUCAAUUAAGGAAAUGAAAUCUUUGCCUGUAACACAGCAAAAUAUUUAUACAAAUCAAAUUGAUCCAAAUGAUUCUGGGAAUUCAGAAAGCAAACCAGAAAGGGACCCUACAGUUCCUGAUGGUAAAUUGGCAGUCAGUCACCUAAGAUCACCAAAUAAUUUACAAAGCACUGAAAUCUUAAUGCUGGAAAAUAGCCUGACAGUAUACAAUCGCUCAUAUGAUAAUUCCACUCCUGCAAAAGACUGUUUAAACAAACUCUCUAUAUCUCACUCAGAAGUGGUUUCUCAUUUGAAGGAAUUGACAGAGAGUGACUGUCAUGCUUUGCCCAUUCAGGAGACAUCCAAUGAAAGCCAGGUUCAGGUUCCUGUUUGUGAUCAUUCCCAGAGGAAACAUUCAUUAAAUCAGGAACAACUAGAAAAGAACCCAAUGGGUUUUAAAAGAAAUCAACAUGAAGGUCAAUAUAAAUAUCAAUCUGAAGAUGACCAGCCAACACCCAAAGGGAAAUUACACAGUGACUUUUUUUUGCUUCAAAAUAAAUCAUCAGAAAGAAGUAAUUCUUCCUCCCAGCUUGCUCCUGUUAAGCAUAAAGAUCUUUCUAAUAGGUGUUACAACCAUAAAAAUGACACCCAGAAUAACAAUACCAAGUUAACAGACAUAAGGUCAGCAAGUCAAACAGACAAACUGUCAACAAAAGUCACUGAUGGAAAUUGUCUUCAAUCAUCACCAACUAAAUCACAUUUAUCAAAGGCAUUACAGCAUGGUUCUUCAAACAGUUCCUCUCUUUUAGUUGUUCAGUACAAUUCUACAACUGCUGAAUCUGAAUCAGAAAAUUAUCAAUCACCAACCAACCAUCAAGUUACUCAUAUACAGAACUGAACUAUUAAAUAUAUUCUUUUUAUUUCUCCUUUACUGACUCUUUUGGAUUGAGUUAAGACAUUAAAAUAUGACUGGUGGAAAGGGUCAUUACAAGAACAUACAUAUAUGGCAAUAUUAUUUAAAUUCCAAACAAUGCAUACUUUCUUGUAUACACACUUGUAUAUAUGCACACAAAACUGGACAACAUCUAUGCAGUGGAUUCACCAAAUUCAAUGAAAAAGUCAAAAGCAAACGUAAACAAAUGAAUAUCAAGAGAUUAAGAGAGAAACAGAAAAAGCUUACAUACAUACUGACAGACAUGCAUGCACAUGAGUGCAUGUAUACUCUCUCACACACACACAUACAUACAUACAUACAUACAUACAUACAUACAUACAUACAUACAUACAUACAUACAUACAUACAUACAUACAUACAUUUACAUUUAUAUACAGAGAGAUAUGAAGAUAGACAUACAGAUAGAGAUACAGAGAUAGGCAAACAGAUAAUUGAAUAGACAUAUAUGCAGAGAGACAAAUACACCAAGGGAAAGACUGAUAGACAAAU
This is a messenger RNA of Octopus sinensis (East Asian common octopus), 3493 nucleotides long. RefSeq names its product zinc finger protein 2 homolog. The record is from RefSeq and is a predicted model, not a curated record. Gene Ontology annotation, biological process: regulation of transcription by RNA polymerase II. The transcript is spliced from 3 exons. Gene Ontology annotation, molecular function: RNA polymerase II cis-regulatory region sequence-specific DNA binding; DNA-binding transcription factor activity. NCBI's taxonomy places the organism in Eukaryota, Metazoa, Mollusca, Cephalopoda, Octopoda, Octopodidae. The coding region runs from base 743 to 2947 and encodes 734 amino acids.